UCUUCAACUAUGAGUUUCCCUCUUCCUUCAAAAACGAACAUCUCAGCCUCCAACUAUGUUUUCAUUAUUCCCACACUUUCUAAAGUUCAAAAACUGCGACUCAGCUCAAUUAGCUCUUCACCUUGUACGCUCUCUUUCUUCCAAUCAUCCAACCUCCGCUAACUUCACUGAUCUCUCUGCCAUCCUACAAGGCCAAGUUUCACACUCUCGUCUCCUACAAAUACAUGCCCAAAUAUUUCAACUUGGUGCCCAUCAAGACAAUCUCAUUGCCACUCGUCUCAUUGGCCACUACCCAUUGCAUGUCGCUCUUAAAGUCUUUCAUCAACUGCAAAAUCCAAACAUCUUCCCCUUCAAUGCCAUUAUCAGAGUCUUAGCUGAAAAGGGUCUCUUUUCCCAUGCCUUUUUCAUCUUCAAAACCUUGAAACAGAGGUCUCUUUCACCUAAUGACUUUUCCUUUUGUUUUCUCCUAAAGGCAUGUUUUAGGUCCAAUAAUGCUAAUUAUGUCAACCAAAUUCAUACCCAUGUUGUGAAAAUGGGGUUUCUUGGUGAUCCAUUUGUGUGUAAUGGUUUUCUGGCAGCAUAUGGUAAGAGUCUUAAAGAUUUGGUGUCUGCGCGUAAGCUGUUUGAUGAAAUGCCUGAUAAGGGUGUGGUUUGUUGUUGGACUUCGUUGAUUUCUGGUUAUGCUCAGUCAGGUCAGACUGAGGAUGUUUUACAGUUUUUUCUUAUGAUGGUUCAGCUGAAUUUGCAGCCGGAAAAUGAUACCUUGGUCAGUGUAUUAUCUGCAUGUUCAAACCUUGAGAAUGUAAAAAUUGAGAAAUGGGCUACAGUUCUAGCAGAAAUUGGCAAAAAUUUUGAUUCUAAGAAUUCUGGUUGUGAUGCAGUCAAUACUGUUCUUAUCUAUUUGUAUGGGAAAUGGGGAAGGAUUGAGAAAAGUAGGGAAAUAUUUGAUGAAAUUGUUCAUAAUGCUAAAAGAAGUGUUCUUCCUUGGAAUGCCAUGAUUGGUGCAUAUGUACAAAAUGGUUGCCCUAUGGAAGCUUUAAGUAUUUUCCGCCUAAUGGUUGAAGAUCCCAAUCAUAAACCCAACCAUGUUACGAUGGUCAGUGUGCUUUCAGCUUGUGCUCAAAUUGGUGAUUUAGAUCUUGGUAGGUGGGUGUAUGAAUAUAUGAAAUCUAAAGGAUCCAAAGGUAUUAUUGGAUCAAACAAAAUACUAGCUACAGCAUUUAUUGACAUGUAUUCCAAAUGUGGGAGCUUGGAGAGGGCAAAAGAGGUUUUUGAUCAGAUGGUCUCCAAAGAUGUUGUCUCCUUCAAUGCUAUGAUUAUGGGUCUUGCAGUUAAUGGUGAGGGAGAGGAGGCAUUGAGGCUUUUCUCCAAAAUGCAAGAGUUUGGUUUACAACCCAAUGCUGGAACUUUCCUUGGUCUAUUAUGUGCAUGCUGUCACUCAGGUUUAGCAGAGAAAGGACGAGAAAUAUUUGUAGACAUGACCUCAAGAUUUUCUGUUUCACCUGAAUUAGAACACUAUGCUUGCUAUAUUGAUCUCCUUGCACGAGUAGGCCUUGUUGAAGAAGCACUUGAGGUUGUUUUUUCCAUGCCUGUUAAGCCUAAUAAGUUUGUGUGGAGUGCUUUGCUUGGGGGUUGCCUUCUCCACUCUAGAGUUGAGUUGGCCCGAUAUGUUUCUAGAAGGCUUGUUGAAUUGGACCCAGAUAAUUCUGUGGGGUAUGUGAUGUUGGCUAAUGCAUUUGCGGUUGAUCAUUGCUGGGGUGGUGUCUCAGCUCUGAGGUGGCUUAUGAGGGAAAAGGGGGUCAAGAAGCAGCCAGGAUGUAGUUGGAUUAGCAUCAAUGGUGUUGUUCAUGAAUUUCUUGUGGGCUCAUCAUAUCCUCAAAUUAAGAGCAUAGAAUAUACAUUGAAUGGAUUGGUGAAGCAAAUGAAGGAAGCCAGUCCAUAGGGAGUUUUCCAGUACUCGCUAGAGUUGCUGCUAUUACUUGGGAAUUGCAUUUGAUGUGGUUGGAUUCUCCACC
This is a messenger RNA of Quercus lobata, 2015 nucleotides long. RefSeq names its product pentatricopeptide repeat-containing protein At3g12770-like. Gene Ontology annotation, molecular function: RNA binding; protein binding. Gene Ontology annotation, cellular component: intracellular membrane-bounded organelle. The record is from RefSeq and is a predicted model, not a curated record. The transcript has a single exon. Bases 56 to 1942 code for a protein of 628 amino acids. NCBI's taxonomy places the organism in Eukaryota, Viridiplantae, Streptophyta, Magnoliopsida, Fagales, Fagaceae. Gene Ontology annotation, biological process: RNA modification.